Molecule: messenger RNA, 381 nt
Organism: Penicillium vulpinum
Lineage: Eukaryota; Fungi; Ascomycota; Eurotiomycetes; Eurotiales; Aspergillaceae
Exons: 2
Coding region: 1-381 (126 amino acids)
Source: RefSeq, a predicted model, not a curated record
AUGACGAACACAAGACAAGAAAUAGAAACACAGGCUCUCUAUGUGCUUGAAAAAGAUAGCGAUCAAUCUGAUGAUACCACUACUCCAUUAACCCCAGUUGGAGAUACAGCAGCUCCUACCAUACGGACUAAACGGAAGGCCACUGGCACGCCCACUGCAAAGAAAACGCAGGUCGAUCAGCCUGCUGUGUACCACAUGAGCAACCCUGCAGCGGCAAUAGCCGCAUAUGCAGCCAUCAAGGCAGUGUACGCACGUGUGCAGUUUGAUCUGCGGAACCUGAAGUCUGUGCUGCUGGAAGAGGGUUUGAUUGAGGACUAUGAUGCCGAAGAUGAAUAUUCCAGUUCAAAUGAGUCUGUGGAUGUUUUUAUUGAUGCGAAGUAG